AACCGCAGGCUCGGAGGAUAUUCCAGGAUAAAAAACGCAGCUGGGAUUCUAACAGAGAGGGGGAACAUUAACUCAAAAGACGGGCGCAUCUCUAUUUUAUACAUUAUUUUAAAUUUGCUUUUAUAUGACAUAGACGGGAGAUUCGCAGCCUUCCGUUUCUGAGAGUAUUUAUGUGUGUUUUUUAUCUUGUUGGAUCACAAUGAUGCAAAGUGCGGCUGUUCUACCGACCGAGAGUCCUGUCAAGGGUCUACCAGAGAUACUCGGAGUGCCAAUGCAACAAAUUCCCCAUUGCGCAGGCUGCAGUCAGCACAUCCUGGACAAGUUCAUACUGAAGGUGCUGGAUCGACACUGGCACUCCAAAUGUCUGAAGUGUGCCGACUGUCAGGCUCUGCUGGCCGACAAGUGUUUCUCGCGGGCGGGGAAUGUAUACUGCAAAGAGGAUUUCUUCAAACGCUUCGGGACGAAGUGUGCGUCGUGCCAACAGGGGAUCCCCCCGACGCAGGUGGUACGGAAGGCCCAGGACUUUGUGUAUCACCUGCACUGUUUCGCCUGUGUGAUGUGCAGCCGACAGCUGGCCACCGGGGAUGAGUUCUACCUCAUGGAGGAUGGCAGACUGGUGUGCAAGGAAGACUACGAGACCGCCAAACAGAACGACGAUUCAGAGGCAGGCGCUAAGCGACCGCGGACCACCAUCACGGCCAAGCAGCUGGAGACCCUGAAGAGCGCGUACAAGAACUCGCCCAAGCCCGCCCGCCACGUGCGCGAGCAGCUCUCCUCCGAGACGGGCCUGGACAUGAGGGUGGUGCAGGUCUGGUUCCAGAACCGGCGCGCCAAGGAGAAGCGCCUGAAGAAGGACGCCGGGCGGCACCGCUGGGGCCAGUUCUACAAGACGGUGAAGCGCAGCCGGGGGGGCAGCAAGACGGAGAAGGAGAGCUCGGCGGAGGACGGAGGCCUGAGCGACAGCGAGCUGAGCUUCAGGGAGGACCAGAUCCUGUCUGACCUGGGCCACAAUAACGGCCUGUACGGGAGCGUUGGCGACGUGGGGAACGGGAACCUGCUAAACGGGGGCUUCUCCCUGGAUGGCGCCGGCCAGCCUUACCAUGACUUGCGGGCGGGCAGUCCCUAUGGCCUCCCCCAGUCGCCGUCCUCCAUCGCCUCCCUGCCCGGCCACACCCCGCUGCUCAACAACCUGGGCUUCGCCAUGGACAGCAUCAUGGCGCAGGGCGGGCAGGGCGGGGUGGGCCAGGCUCUGAGGGCCAUGGCUGGGGGGCCCACCUCUGACCUCUCCACGGGGAGCAGCACGGGGUACCCUGACUUCCCCACCAGCCCCGCCUCCUGGCUGGAUGAGAUGGACCACUCCCAGUUCUAAGGCCUCCGAGUGGCGGUCCCACUGUACACAUAGUAGACAGAGGAAAGACAAACAGACAAAGUGAGCUUUUUACAUUUCUAUUUUACCAGAACUGAUGUUUUGUCUUCUGAGAAGGGGGAAAGGGGGGCAGGGUAUGGAGACCAUGCUUCAGCCACACCAGCCCCCUGAUAACAAACUGCAGAAGCCCACUGCUCCUGUCAUCACCACACCAAAAUGGUGGAAGUUAGGCUGGAGGUGGCCAGGAAGUGAUGUCACAGAAUGCAGGAGGUCACCGAAAGGUGCCAGAUAUACAGGCAGAUCUGGCAGGGGGGGCACCAGGGGAAUGAUGCCAUAAUUGUCGCUGUUUUACAUUUAUUUAUUGGUUUCUUUCUUGUUAAAACUGUAUUUAUACAGUUCCAGCAUGGAUUUGUGUGUGAAGGUGAUGGGUUAUCUUCAAACCCACAGGCAAGAAAAAACAUCCUUCAGAGCUAUUCGGACCACAGUUACAGUUGCACAGAAAAAGAAAAUUUGAGCUCUUCUGCAUGAUUCUGAAUGAUAACAAUUGCCGUUCAUGUCAAAGCCUUUUCAUUGGCAAUGCACUUUACACUUCUCUUCUGCACAUAGACAGUCAAAAUUGAAGAGAGAUGAAUGCACAAUGCAGACAGCAGCAGUUAAAUGUUUCAUUCUACGACCGCUGUUUCAGGAAGUUGCACUUAUCAACAACUGUUAUCCUGAAUGAAUCAACACAAAUGCAUAGGAGGUGAUUCGGUGAUUGUUUGUGGCUUGACACAUCUAAGCAGGUGUUCAUCCGUUUGUGCUACAUACACUGCAUUAUCUAUUCAUUUCUGUGAUCCCUGACCCCAUAAUUCCAACGGUCAAAGAAGGCAAAAAUUUCAUGGAUUUACUUUAAGAUUUAUAAAACACCAGGAGAGGAGGAGGCUUGAAUCAUGCACUCAGUUUGUCAGCUGUGACUUACAGUAUAUGAAAGGUCUUUAAACAUUGACAACUGGAAACGAGGGGUAAUGCAGACAUCGAUGUCUUGAGAACGUCUGACACCAAGCUGUUCUCUGAAGCCUGGCUGGGUUCGGGUGUUGGCUUUUGGGACAGUCUUAUUUUGAACCAGAGGCACAGUUGUGGCUGGCCCGCAACAGA
Messenger RNA from Anguilla anguilla (European eel), 2500 nucleotides. RefSeq names its product LIM homeobox 4 (gene lhx4). Gene Ontology annotation, cellular component: nucleus. Gene Ontology annotation, biological process: neuron differentiation; regulation of transcription by RNA polymerase II. The transcript is spliced from 6 exons. Bases 200 to 1369 code for a protein of 389 amino acids. The record is from RefSeq and is a predicted model, not a curated record. Gene Ontology annotation, molecular function: DNA-binding transcription factor activity, RNA polymerase II-specific; RNA polymerase II transcription regulatory region sequence-specific DNA binding. NCBI's taxonomy places the organism in Eukaryota, Metazoa, Chordata, Actinopteri, Anguilliformes, Anguillidae.